Molecule: messenger RNA, 3108 nt
Organism: Effrenium voratum
Lineage: Eukaryota; Dinophyceae; Suessiales; Symbiodiniaceae
Source: the annotation of a GenBank genome assembly
AUGAAGGCGCCAAUCUUGCUUGCAGAGAGCGGCAUUUUUGGGCAGAAAUUGUGCUCAGAAGUUCAUCAUGUUCGACGGUUUCUUUCCCGAUCGCUUGGUGCAGCGUUGGUAACAAGUGGGCUGACCGGCAUCGCGCUGCUGAGUGCUGGUAUUGCCACAGGGGCAGCAGUUGACAGAUCCGGCUAUGUCAUUGGGGGGCUUUUGGCUGUCGUGUGUCUCCUUCUGUUUGUGAAUGUGCAUGAAGCUUUGGAAGCCACUUCAAUCUUGCUUGAGUUGUUGGAGAUUGACGAUGCCAUUCGCAGAGAUGAUGUCAUCAAGCUUUUGGUCAAGUGCAUGCACAUGGGCAAAGAGGCCAUCAUACCUGAUGAUGACUUUGACGAUCUUCUUCAGGAGGCCAUGGGGCGUCUUCCAUCCAAGAUGGGGUAUCUUCUCAAGAAAUCUUUGCUAGCGGGGCCUGCCCUUGCGGCUCUAGCUUUUUUGGUGUGCACGUUGUACAUCUUGCUGUGGAGCGACAUGCCUAGCUUACUUUCUGCACUUUCAAUUGCAGCACUUGUGCUGGCCACGGGUGGGGCUUCAUGUGGCUUCGCAAUGCAGCAGCGGGUUGCUUCCAUGAUUCGUGCCAUUGAGUUAGAGGAGGUCCAGAUUCACACAACGUCUGCAAGCCUUCUAUCCUUGCACAAGAACAUGCUUCGCCGUAAGUUAGCCUCAACUGCGAAAGGUCAAAGCCUUGCCCGCGAGUACUUUCGCACAGCAAUACAGAAUCCCGGUGGUGGGAUAUCAUUUGCAAUUGAGAAGGGUUGGCUUGCUGGACUUGCCGUGGAAGAAAUGGAAGGCAAUAUUAUGCUGUACCUGCGCGCAUCUGCCAACCUAUGCAACCUGUCGCUGCUGGAGACUGUGAUCGGUGAGUGCCGGGGUGUGUUGCCAGAAAGCAAGCUGCACGAGGCCAUUACAGCCAAAGAUCGCAUCCAAGAGCUGACUGCCAACUUGAACGCAGCAAUCAGUCAGCUGGACAUUCAAUUGCUGAUGGAAGCCAUUCAGCAAUGUGAGUCUGACGGCUGGCCCAAAGCUUCGUUACGGACAGCCCUCACAGCGAGGGAGCAGAUCGAGCAGCUGUUGGCAAAGAUUCGGAGCGCCCUUGGGCAAGCCGACUGCCACUUGCUUGACUCGGUCAUUGCGGAAUGCGAGAAAGCUGGCCUACCAGAAGGAAGCCUCAGGGAGGCUCGGGAGAAGCGGCAAGCUCUGGCGUCUUUGCAGCAGGCACUUCAUGCUGCCAUGGAAGCCAAGGAUUUGGAUCAAUUGCAUGAGGUGAUCAUGGAAUCCAAGGCUGUGAACCUGCACGAUGACACGGUUGCACGUGCAAUUGCUAUGCGGGAUCACUUGCAUGAUUUGGUCCGGCACGUGUCCAAAACCAUGGAAGACGGUGACGUUGACUUGCUGGAGGAGGCCAUCAAGCGGUGCCAGCAAGCUGGCCUUCCAGCACGGUACACAGAUGCGGCGCGGACAACCUUGGAAACUUUGCAGAAGCUGCUAGCAGCUCUGCAAGCUGCCUUGGUCUCCCGGGAUUUGAUUAGACUGACAGGUUCAAUCUCGGAUUGUCAGCAGGCAAAAAUCCCAUUGCCAUACCUCCAGGAGGCCAUUGACACCCGGCAACACGUGCAAGGCCUGCGGGAUGUGCUGCAAAGAGCUUGCGAUGUCCGGGAUGUUCAAGCCAUCGACAAUGCCGUCCAGGCUUGCAAGGCGUAUGGCCUGCCUGGCAACAGUUGGGAAGAGGCACUGGCGGUCAGGCGGCAACUUCAAGCAUCGCUUUCGAAGCUGAGACUGGCCGUGGAUGGCAAAGAUGUUGAAGCACUGGAUGCAGCUAUCAAAGAUUGCCAACUUGCUGGCCUGCCAUCGCAUGACUUAGAAUCUGCAUGCAGAUUGAAACAGAAGAUGGAUGGAUUUCUGGCCGAAUUGCAGAUGAGUUUUGCUAGCCGAAAGGGGCCUGUGAUCCAGUGUGCAGUUAAAAGAUGUGAAGACUUCGGGCUACGCGCGCCUGAAGUUCAAGAGGCCAAGCUCUUUCAACAACGUAUUGAUGAUUUGCUUGCAAAGCUACGCGUCGCUGUUUCAUGCAAGGACCUGGCAUUAAUCAAGGAGACACUAGGCGAAAGCAAAACGGCUGGCAUACCGGAGGAGGACUUGGCUGAUGCGGAGGCUUUGAGGGUUCAGCUGGAGGACUUGCUCGCUGCGCUUGUCACAGCCCUUCGUGGAAAAGACACCGCGCAGAUUCAAGCAGCAAUUCAAAAAUGCGAUGAAUUCGGAGUGCCCGAGUCAGCGCUGGCAGAUGCUAGGAGCGCACAGGAAGAGCUUGAAUCUCUUUCCCAGCAUUUGCAGCAAGGUUUGUCAACACGAAAUAUACACGUGCUCAGGCAUGCCAUCAAGGCAUGCCAAGAUGCAGGAUUCCCGGAUGCAUCACUAAAGGAGGCCAUGAGCCUUCAAGAUAGCAUCGGCCAGAUACUGGCUAGAAUGAGUGAGGCAAUGCGCAACAAGGAUGUGCAUGCCUUGAACGAGGCAAUCCGUCAGUAUAAUCACGCAAGCCUUCCACCAACUUCCGAGCUGGAUGAGGCGGUGGCAACGAAGCGGAAGCUAGAGCAGAUACUGGCCCGGCUUGGCGUUGCAAUACAGCUUUUGGACAUCCGCGUCCUGAAGGCUGCCAUCCUGGAAUGCCAGGCUGCAGGCCUUCCAGAGCAAGAUUUGGAUGAGGCCCUGCUGGCAAAAGAUAGCAUUGAGCGCAUGCUGGCAACGUUGCGCUUCUCUGUCGACUGCCAGAACAUGAGCGGCGUGCAAGCGGCAAUCCAGGACUGUCCCAUCGACCUUUUGCGGGCCGCCAUUGAGGAAUGCCGAGCUGCAAAUAUUCCUCAAGCAGUGGUUGAUGAAGCUCUGCAGUCCAGAGCAGCAGGCUUGAAGGAGGCUGAUCGGAGGAUACUCUUCGAAAUUGGCCAAGAUGAAGAAAAGCGAGCGUCCUACAACAGUGCUGUCCGCAUGCUGCACGAGUCCAUACAGACUGGCAACGAUGUUCCUGCUGAAUUUGAGGAAUUGAUCAAUGAGCUUAUUGUCAACCAUGUUUUAUAG